UGUAUAGAAAAAUCUAUUAUGAGAAAGCAGAGGAGGAGGGUCUAAAGAUAUGGCAGCAAUAUUGGGUAAUAGCUACUUCCUUUCUUCCCCUCUCUUCAAAUCACCCAGAACGAAUUCCGUCGGAAAAUCUCCACUUUUCCUCACCAAAAUCUACCCUCACCGGAUUUCCAAAUUAUGCUUAUCUCGCUCUAGUAGUAACAAGAUGGAAGACUACAACGUGGCAAUGAAGAAGAUGAUGAGGAACCCUUAUGAGUAUCAUCACGAUCUGGGCAUGAAUUAUACCUUAAUCACUGAAAAUGUGAUUGUGGGAUCUCAGCCGCAGAAGGCAGAGGACAUAGACCAUCUAAAGGUAGAAGAAGAUGUUGCUUACAUCCUCAAUUUGCAACAGGACAAAGACAUUGAGUAUUGGGGAAUAGACUUUCAAUCUAUCUUAAAAAGAUGUCAAGAACUUGACAUACACCAUAUGAGAAGGCCUGCAAGAGAUUUUGAUCCAGAUUCAUUGAGGACUGGAUUACCUAAAGCUGUUUCCUCUCUUGAAAGGGCAAUCUCAGAAGGUAAAGGAAAAGUAUAUGUGCACUGCACUGCUGGUUUAGGGAGGGCACCUGCUGUUACAAUUGCUUAUAUGUUCUGGUUUCUUCCCAUGAAUCUGAACCAGGCUUAUGACACGCUUACUUCAAAGAGGCCUUGCGGACCCAACAAAAGAGCUAUACGAGGAGCCACCUACGAUUUAGCCAAGAAUGAUCCGUGGAAGGAGCCUUUUGAGAGCCUUCCAGAAUAUGCGUUUGAGGAUAUAUCAGAAUCGGAAAGGAAAUUGAUUCAGGAUCGUGUUCGAACCCUUCCUUAACCAAGAUAUUGUAUUAAUUACAACUUUGUACUCAAAUAGGAUUGAGUUUUCUGGAGAGCCAUUAGAUAAGAAUAAGCAUAUACUUUCACCACUUUUUUUUGUUCUCUUUUAAAAUGAAUAAAUUUCUAGGAGUUCUAAUGAGAAUUCUCUUCAUUGCAUUUCACUGUUACAAGGAUUUUUUUUUUCUGUUCAAGUGAUUUAUGUCUCUUC
Messenger RNA from Impatiens glandulifera, 1054 nucleotides. Its product is annotated as phosphoglucan phosphatase LSF2, chloroplastic. Lineage: Eukaryota; Viridiplantae; Streptophyta; Magnoliopsida; Ericales; Balsaminaceae. The record is from RefSeq and is a predicted model, not a curated record. Gene Ontology annotation, biological process: protein dephosphorylation; starch catabolic process. The transcript is spliced from 4 exons. Gene Ontology annotation, cellular component: chloroplast. Gene Ontology annotation, molecular function: carbohydrate phosphatase activity; starch binding; protein tyrosine/serine/threonine phosphatase activity. Bases 50 to 844 code for a protein of 264 amino acids.